UGAAUCUGACUGACGUCGCCACGCGAGCCAUAGAUUUCUUGUGGCAGACGCCGUUUCUCUGUGAAUGUGACUUAGUAAUUUUUUGAUAAACGUGUUAAUAUUCAUUAAACUUAGUUAAGCUAUUUAAAAAUGGCUGAAAAAUACGACAAAAACGGAUACAAUAGUAGUGAUUUCAAGCGAAAUGCGCCGAUAGAUGAAAGUAUGGAAAAUGAUCCAGAACAAGAUGGCGAGGAUAAUCCAAAAAUAAAUGAAAAAGCCGGUGAAUACAUGAGAGAGUUGUUAAGCGAGAAAAUAAAACUUAAUAAUGCUAAGUUUCCUAUUAUUACAAAACUUAUUGACCAAGAGGUCACAAAAGUACAAGCUUCAGGUCGGAUACCGGGCAAAGACUCCAAAUAUCUAGAUGUCUUCCGUGAAAAACCCACAAAGGUCACCGUUAAGGUCUUAGUUCCAGUUAAGGAGCACCCUAAGUUUAAUUUUGUUGGCAAGCUACUUGGACCAAAAGGCAAUACUAUGAAGCACUUACAGGAAGAAACCAUGUGCAAAAUGGCAGUUUUAGGCAGAGGAUCAAUGCGCGACAGACAAAAGGAAGAAGAACUACGCAACUCCUUGGACCCUAAAUACGCGCACUUAUCGGACGAGCUUCACGUAGAGAUCAGUGCGCUCGCGUCUCCCGCCGAGGCGCAUGCGCGGAUCGCAUACGCUCUUGCCGAAGUUAAGAAGUAUCUGGUGCCCGAUACCAAUGAUAUGAUUUGGCAGACACAGAUGAGGGAUAUUGAGAGGGGUGGUGCAGCGGGUGCCAGACGCGGUCCCCCAGGUGGCUACGGAGGCGCCGGCCGCGGCUUCGGGUUCGAGGCGGGCGCCGGAGCCUCCGCGCCGGGCGGGCCUCGCGCCAGGCCUCGCAUGCCCCCCGCGCCUCCCAUACCUCGCGCCAUGCCUCCUAAGAACAAGGUCAUCAGCAUAUUGGACCGAGCGCGUUCUGCUAUGGAGACCUCGUACCCGUACGAUGAUGUGUACCAACAGAUGCCUGAGCCACCGCAGAUCCGCGGCCCAGUCCGAGGCGCGGCGGCGGAGCCCGACUUCUACUACGAGCGUGGCCACGAUCGCUACUACUCGGACGAGGGCUACGGCUACAAGGAGGACGCGCGCGAGUACAAGUCCGUGCGGGCGGUGGGCACGCGGCGCCAGCACUACGCGCGAGCCGAGCCCUACGCGCGCCCGCCCAAGUAGACACCGAGACUACAAAAAAGCGCUCCCACUAAGUCUGGUGAGUAAAAAGUUGUAUUGGAUCUAAACCCACAAGAUUAAUAAAUAAAUACCGAAAAAUAUAUGAAGACUAAAACGUUAAACGCCGAAGAAAAACAAUACAGCUACCAAGUACACAAAAGUUUACAACUUCAGUAAAACUAAUUAUUAUAAUUAUUUUUGAUGGACCAAAGUACACUCGUACUGUGUAUUUGACAUUGCAAUAAAAAUACUUAAAUGGUAAAAACAUAUUUAAACAAUAUUAUGUUAACAAAAGGAUAAUUUCUUUUAUUUUGUAAUACAGCAUUUAAGCAUGGAAGUGCUGCCAUUAAAACAAAUGUAAAAUGCGUAACCGCAUUCAAGCAGGUCAAAUUUUACAAAACUAUAAUAUGUAAAUUUAAAAAAAGCAAUUUUUAAAAUCUAUGUUAGUAAGUAACUUUUAAUAAUUUUAAUAAUAUUAGUAUACUUAAAACGACUUCAACAUGUUUUGAAUUUAGUAAACGUAACUGCACCUAGUUUUAGAUGACAUGAGAAAGUUGCCAGCCGCAAAAGUUACAAAAGUAUCCAAAAAGGUUUUGCACUUUCUUAAAUAAUUAAGGUAUAAUUAUGAAAACAUGUUGAACAAACAAAAUAUAAAUGUAUUCAAUUUUUGUGUGACUAUGUAAUAAAUAAAAUAACAAAAAUA
Molecule: messenger RNA, 1927 nt
Organism: Helicoverpa armigera (cotton bollworm)
Lineage: Eukaryota; Metazoa; Arthropoda; Insecta; Lepidoptera; Noctuidae
Product: KH domain-containing, RNA-binding, signal transduction-associated protein 2
Exons: 7
Coding region: 130-1227 (365 amino acids)
Biological process (GO): regulation of alternative mRNA splicing, via spliceosome
Cellular component (GO): nucleus
Molecular function (GO): mRNA binding
Source: RefSeq, a predicted model, not a curated record